Molecule: messenger RNA, 1090 nt
Organism: Arabidopsis arenosa
Lineage: Eukaryota; Viridiplantae; Streptophyta; Magnoliopsida; Brassicales; Brassicaceae
Source: the annotation of a GenBank genome assembly
CUUAUGUUCAGGAUAUUUAGCAAACAUGGCGUCUGGCGAUAUGUUCGAUGACGAAUCUUCGCUGUUGAGUCCUUUGUGUUUUCUUGAAUCACCGGAACCGUAUAUUCCGUUAUUGAACCAAACAGAGAUUGGUCAACAAGUGAUGCAAGAAAAUAAUGGGUUUGCACAUCCAACUGUGACUAAUUCUCCAAUUCAACUUCAAAACCGUUUUCUUCCAGUACCUUUGAUCCCUCAAGGCCGUUCUAAUGCAUUUGGAUCACCUUUUCCUCAUGCUAAUUCAUCAAAUAGGUUGCAAAACUAUAUGCCAUAUCAGACGCCUCAUCAACAUGUCGCUUCUUCUUUUGGCAUGUAUCCUCACCAACCGCCCCCACCAGUUUUUGCCUUUAGGCAAAAUGUACCUCCCAAUUUAAGGAUGGUUAACAAUUUAGCUAUGAUGAGGACACAUCCUUUACAAAAUCAAACAAAUAUGAUCCCUACCUUUAAUGCUGUUCCCCAACGUAACAUUCCAUCCACCAUACCCAGACCUCAAAUGCCUUCGAGAUUUAUUACCAGGCAACAUGGCGGUAUGCAAACAUCGGUGAAUCAGUCUCCAUGGAUGUUUAGGUUACCCAACAUUAACAAUCGUCAGAUGCCUAUAAGUCCAAACGCAAACGCAAUCAUACCUCCACAGGGUGAAAUUUUAGGAUGUCGACGGAGAAGUUACCCAACUCGGUUUGAAAUUGGACAAUCAUCAUCAUCUCCAGCUCAACGCAGGGUUGCUGAUCUAUCCUCAAACCUUGAAUAAGUGAGCAUAUGAUGUUUAAUGGUGCAUGAUGCUCUAUCUUCCUUUCAUGUUUUCUCUCUAUGGUACCUGGAUUUCUCUUGUGGCAACGUUAUGUGUACACCUAGUUUUACAGGUUAUCUUGUACUUUUCUUUUUUUAUUCCUCCAUUGCUUUUUUAACAUUUUUGAGCCUAUGUACUACAUAGAAACUCAUAUUCUUGUUUUCAUUUUUUGCAUUUGAAUCAUCUCUGGAAGUUACAAACUGCACCAUGUGAAAUGUUUGCUAUAAUAAUGAGUUUGUAAGCAGAAAAUAAAUUGAGCUUUGUAAA